Ricinus communis (castor bean) is the source of this 5057-nucleotide messenger RNA. Its product is annotated as putative disease resistance protein At3g14460. The transcript has 5 exons. Lineage: Eukaryota; Viridiplantae; Streptophyta; Magnoliopsida; Malpighiales; Euphorbiaceae. Gene Ontology annotation, molecular function: ADP binding. The coding region runs from base 494 to 4027 and encodes 1177 amino acids. The record is from RefSeq and is a predicted model, not a curated record. Gene Ontology annotation, biological process: defense response to other organism.
AUUCACUUUUUUAUGGAAAUAUAAAAUUUGAUCACACUCAUUUUGCAGAGUUUUGUUGCCCAAGAAAAUAUUUGGGAAGAAAUUCUAUAGUCACUAGUAAAACCUGAAAAUGUUGCAAUGGGUAAUGCUCAAAACUGGAUGUUUUGCUCUCUUCUCUUGAAUCCCAUCAACACUCAUCAUCCAACUAGACAAUAACUCCCAUAUUAGCCAUUUCAUCAAUCUAUUAAUUUAAGAACCAAUUAAAUAUAAAAAAUAAGAGUAAAAAGACUAAUUAAGAUGUUAUAGGGAGCAAAUUGAAAUCUCUGCCAAAAAAAUAUGAAAUUCACAGAGGCCUUAUCGAAAAAUCUUACAUUCCCUUCAACACUAGCAACUAUCGUAUAGUAAUCAUGUCACCGGUUAAAGAAAGAAAAAAGAUACCUUCUCUUCCUCUCCCUCUCCCUCUCCCUCGUCUGUAACUUUCUUCAUCGGUUUUCUCUUUUCUGAAGCGUUGGAAAUGGCGGAACUGGUAGGAGGAGCUUUUCUCUCUUCUUUCAUGCAGAUUCUAUUUGAUCGGUUAACUUUUAACGGGGCCCAGAAAGGGGCUCUUGUAUUGAAGAGUUUAAAAGAAAUAAUGAUGCUUAUCAAUCCAGUUCUCCUAGACGCAGAGGAGAAGCAGAUUAGCGUUCGUGCCGUGAAAACUUGGCUCCUCGAGGUUAAGGAUGCUCUCUAUGAAGCCGACGAUUUACUGGAUGAAAUUGCUUACGAAACUCUGCGUUCGAAACUGGUGACUGAAUCUCAAAAACAACAGAAGUGGAACUUUUUCCCUUCUGCUAGUAGUAAUCCACUUAAAAAGAAGGUGGAAGAAAAGUUAGAAUCCGUUCUUCAAAGAAUUCAGUUUCUAGCACAUCUAAAGGAUGCCUUGGGUCUAGUAGAAUAUAGUGCUGGAGAGCAAUCGCCAUCAUUUCGGGUACCAACAACUCCUCUUGUAGAUGAUCAACGUAUUUAUGGCAGAGAUGAUGAUAAGGAAGCCGCAAUGGAGCUACUCCUAUCAGAUGAUAUAAAUGACGACAAUCUGGGUGUGAUUUCCAUAGUGGGCAUGGGUGGGCUUGGUAAAACUACCCUUGCACAGCUUCUCUUCAAUGACAGCAGAGCAAGCGAGCGGUUCGAUCUUAGACUUUGGGUGUGCGUUUCUGAAGAAUUUGAUGUUCUCAAGGUGUCAAAAUAUAUUCUCGAGUUUUUCAAUUUGGAGGCUUCUGAUUCUUUCAAGGGACUAAAGGAGCUUCAACAGGAGUUAAUGGAGAGAUUAUCGGGGAAAAGAUUUUUGCUUGUUCUAGAUGACGUCUGGAACGAAGACCGUUAUAGCUGGGAAGUAUUAUGGAGACCUUUAAAUUGUGGGGCCAAGGGAAGCAAAAUUGUGGUGACGACACGCUCCUUCAAGGUAGCAUCAAUCAUGAGCACCGCUCCUCCUUAUGUUCUAGGCCCUUUAACUGGGGACGAUUGUUGGAGAUUGUUUUCGCUACAUGCAUUUCAUGGAAAUUUCGAUGCACAUCCAGAAUUAAAAGAAAUUGGUAAACAAAUAGUACACAAGUGCAGAGGCGUACCUUUGGCUGCAAAAGUAAUUGGGGGUCUGUUGCGCUAUAAAAGAAAUGUUGGGGAAUGGAUGAAUAUAUUGCACAGCAACGCUUGGGAUUUGGCAGAUGGAUAUGUUCUUCCAUCCCUAAGGUUGCAGUAUCUUCAUCUACCAUCACACUUAAAACAGUGUUUUACUUACUGUGCAAUAUUUCCCCAGGAUUAUGAAUUCCAAAUGGAGGAAUUAAUCCUUCUCUGGAUGGCAGAAGGUUUUCUAGAUCAGACUAGAGAACAUGAAAAAAUGGUGGUAGGUUAUGGUUUUUUUAACGAUCUUGUAUUAAGGUCCUUUUUCCAAGAAAGCUAUCGUCGAUCAUGUUUCAUAAUGCAUGACUUAGUGAAUGACUUAGCUCAACUUGAAUCUCAAGAGUUUUGCUUCAGAUUGGAGAGGAACAGGAUGGAUGGGGUCGUCUCUAAGAAGACUCGUCAUUUAUCAUUUGUAAUGUCCGAAUCAAAUACCUCUGAGAUAUUCGACAGAAUAUAUGAGGAAGCUCCAUUUUUGCGCACCUUUGUGUCAUUAGAGCGGUUAAGUUCCAGCUCUUCUAAACACAUCAAUAACAAGGUAUUACAUGAUUUAGUCUCGAAACUCCAUCGCCUACGGGUACUUUCUUUGUCUGGUUAUAAUAGCAUUGACAGAUUACCUGAUCCAAUUGGAAAUUUGAUACAUUUAAGAUAUUUGAAUGUCUCUAGAAUGUCAAUCAGAAAGUUGCCUGAUUCUGUAUGUAAUUUGUAUAAUUUGCAAACAUUAAUCCUGUUGUGGUGUGAAUAUCUCAUUGAGUUGCCAGCCAAAAUGGGACAGUUGAUCAACUUGUGUUAUCUUGAGAUUGCUAGAACAAAAUUGCAAGAGAUGCCACCCCGGAUGGGUAAACUGAUGAAGCUCCAAAAGUUAACUUACUUCAUUGUAGGAAGACAAAGUGAGUCUACUCUUAAAGAGUUGGCGGAGCUUCAACAGCUUCAGGGAGAGUUUUGCAUUCAGAAUCUUCAAAAUGUUGUGGAUGUUCAAGAUGCUUCCAAAGCAAAUUUGAGGGCUAAGAAGCAACUUAAAAAGUUGGAGUUGAGAUGGGAUGCGGAGACUGAUGAUACAUUGCAGGAUUUAGGCGUACUCUUACUAUUACAACCUCAUACCAAUCUGAAAUGCCUUUCCAUUGUUGGUUAUGGGGGUACAAGGUUUCCAAAUUGGGUUGGGGACCCAUCAUUUGCAAAUAUUGUAAUCUUGACACUCCGUAGGUGCAAAUACUGCUCCGUUUUACCACCACUUGGGCGAUUAGAGUCUCUAAAAGAACUCUCCAUCAUAGCAUUUGAUAUGGUCGAGGCAGUUGGCCCUGAGUUCUAUGGAAGUUCUACAGCAAGAAAAACGUCAUUUGGAUCCCUUGAGAUUUUGAGGUUUGAAAGGAUGCUAAAUUGGCGGGAAUGGUAUUCUUAUGAGCAGGCAAAUGAAGGUGCAGCUUUUCCUCUCCUCCAGGAGCUUUACCUUAUUGAAUGUCCCAACCUAGUAAAAGCAUUGCCCAGUCACCUUCCUUCUUUAAAAAUACUUGGGAUAGAGAGAUGCCAGAAACUACUUGCUGAUUCACUUCCAAGGGCUCCAUCUGUUCUUCAGAUGAAGUUAAAGGAUGAUGAUAAUCAUCAUGUGCUGCUAGAAGAAUCGGAGAAUGAAAUCAGAAACUGGGAAUUACUCAAGUCAUUCUCCUCAAAGUUGUUCCCUAUGGUGGAGGCUCUUCGAAUCAUUACAUGUCCGAAUCUCAAUUCUGUUUCAGCAUCUGAGAGACAUUAUGGGGAUUUCACACUUCUCGAUUCCAUGGAGAUCGGGGGGUGCCGUGAUUUAUUAUCUUUCUCUGAAGGAGGAUUAACUGCCCAAAAUUUAACAAGGCUUUCAUUAUGGGGUUUCCCAAAUUUGAAAUCUCUGCCACAAAGUAUGCACUCCUCCUUUCCUUCCCUUGUGGCUUUGCAAAUAAGUGACUGUCCAGAACUUGAGUUGUUUCCAGCUGGGGGUUUGCCCUCCAAAUUACAAUCACUUGAGAUUGACAGUUGCAACAAACUCAUUGCGGGUCGCUUGGGAUGGGAUCUGCAGUUACUUCCCUCUCUUUCACACUUCAGAAUUGGAAUGAAUGAUGAUGUCGAAUCCUUCCCUGAGAAGACGUUAUUGCCCUCUUCCCUUGCCUCUCUUGAAAUCGAGCAUUUUCAAAAUUUGCAGUGUCUGGACUAUGAGGGGCUUCAACAGCUCACCCUCCUUAAACAACUGACAAUUUGCAACUGCCCCAAGCUUCAGUCCAUGCCAGAAGAGGGGCUACCCAAGUCCCUUUCUUCUUUAUCUAUCUGCAAUUGUCUUUUGCUGGAAAGAAGGUGUCAGUGGGGAAAAGGGGAAGAUUGGCCUAAGAUUUCCCACGUCUCCUGUGUAAAGAUUAAUUACCAUAAAAUCAACUGAGAAUAUGCAGUCAUCAUCGUGAGGGAUUCUGAUUCUCUGUAACUUAUUCUUACUCUGGUCUGAUAUCCAUUCUUACUGUCAGCUACGAGAACAGGGGAACUAAGUGCAGGUUGUCUUCUCAGCAGUAGGAGAAUUUUUGGCAUCUACCAUUAACAUACUGGAAUGGGUCUGGAAUCUUUGUGAAUGAAAGGAUGCUUUCAUUAAUGUGAAUAUGACAUUUCCACCAUGACCGGAUGUGAUCUGGCUCUGUUGCAUUUAGACUGAUGACAAUGAAGAUUGGACAAGCCCACUUUUCUUCUGAAAUAAGGCCUUGUAGUUUUGAUGUUUCUUAUCUGCUAAACAUAGUUCCACGAGGGGUUAAAGAGCAUCUUUAAAUGGAUAUCAAAUCUGCUGCCAGGCUUGCGGGGCAGUUCAGAAAUAGAAAUAUAAGAUUACUGGCUUCACUAUUUCUCUGGACAAUACAUUCAGCAUGGAUAGCUAAAAAUCAUGGAGGAAAGCCAUUGCUGAUUGCUGUAAAAGAAACUACUUCCAGAAAUGAGAUCAUGGAUCUUCAGGACUUAGGCCAUCACUACAUCGGGAUCAGUGACGCAAUGCCGUGAAAGUUAGUGUACAUGGUUCUAAUGUUGAGGCCUGCCUAACACUGCGAGAUGGCAGUAAUGGAUUUGUCUAUGUUCCUGAUAUGCCUGGACAGUAGACAGUAACCCGCAGAGUUGUCAAUUCUGUUUAUGGGAUUCCAGUGCCCCUCAAUUUAGCAUCUCAAAGAUAUAGGUGGUAUUUCCUUGUGGCACUUAAAAGAGAGGCGUUGACGGUCAUAUGUGAAAGCUCGCAGAUGCUAGUUUGCAAUAUCAAGUGUGAAUGAUCAUCUUUUUUUUCUUUUGGCUUUUUGCUCAUGAUUGUUGCUGAUUCAUCAAGUGAAGUCAGACGAUGUAUAUGCAAAUGUAGCAUUUCUUCAUGAAGUUUGCAAUGUAGCCAAGGGCUGUAGUAAUUAUUCAAGUUAUGGCAAAUUUAUUAUUAAAAUGUUCCUUUUUUA